AUGGCUUCUCUUUCGACCUCUGAACAUGGCAAGGACGACGCGACAUUCAUGGCUGCCUGCAUGGCCUGCUACGACAACGACCUUAACAAGAUUGACUUGACGGCGGUUGCCAAGCAAUUGGGCAAGAAUGCUAAGUCAGUUGAGUCGAAGUUCUACGCGCUGAAGAAAAAGCAUGGGUUCACCAUCAAAGUUACUUUUAACAAGGCCCAGCCCCAGCAUGGAGGAGGUCCCUCCAAGGUUACGAAGCCCAAGCGGACACCGACGAAGACAACAAGUAUGACCAAAUCCAAGACCAAGACGUCUCCAGGUUCUAUGAAAGGCCUUGAAGGGAUGGAGAGUGAUACCUCUGGUGGCUUGAUGGACUCUACGGAAAGACCCAAAUUGACGCCAGCUCUCGAAGACCCUUUCGAGGCUGCCUAA
Messenger RNA from Penicillium chermesinum, 420 nucleotides. RefSeq lists its product as uncharacterized. Bases 1 to 420 code for a protein of 139 amino acids. The transcript is spliced from 3 exons. The record is from RefSeq and is a predicted model, not a curated record. Lineage: Eukaryota; Fungi; Ascomycota; Eurotiomycetes; Eurotiales; Aspergillaceae.